AUGGCUCCCGCUCUUACAGAUGCGCUUCCUACAGCGCCCCAUAACCUGGCCAGUUCUGCCCCGCUGGAUAUCUUCCCCGAUGGCUUGAAGACGACAGGCCAACACCCCCCGCUUUACGAUCACAUUGUGCCCUUUGAUGGCUUCCCCCGCGAGAUCACCGGCCCGACGGUGUGGAAGGCUGAGGAUUACCGCGAGAACCCGGAGAAGUGGACGCACAGAUUCACCGAGGAGCAAGUGGAGGAGCUGAGUACUGCAGCGGAUGCUUUCCUUGCUUCCAAGACGCCCCUCACUGGUAUCUCCAAGUCCAACUUUAAUCUGCCCAAACUUGCGGAGUACUUGGAGGCUCUGCGCAAGGAUAUCAUUGAUGGGAAGGGAUUUAUUCUAUUCAAGGGUUUCCCCGUCGAACAAUGGGGCAACCACAAGUCUGCCGUCGCAUACAUGGGCCUGGGCACCUACCUGGGCUAUUUCGUCAGCCAGAAUAGCCGCGGCCACGUCCUUGGUCACGUCAAGGAUCUGGGCGAGGACUCGACCCAGAUCGACAAAGUGCGCAUCUACCGCACAAACGCUCGUCAAUUCUUCCACGCCGACGACUCCGACAUCGUGGGCCUCCUCUGCAUUGCCAAAGCCCUGGAAGGCGGCGAAUCCGACAUCGUCUCCUCCCACCACGUCUACAACACCCUAGCCAUCGAACGCCCCGACGUCCUCAAAACCCUCACCGAACCAAUCUGGUACUUCGACCGGAAAGGCGAAACCAGCAAAGGCCAAGACGAAUACAUCCGCACAAGCGUCGUCUACCUCGAGCGCGGCGAAAACGGCCGUGUCUACACAAAAUGGGACCCCUACUACGUCCGCUCUCUCGCCCGAUUCUCCGACGCAGGAAUCAUCCCUCCCCUCUCCGACGCCCAGCAGGAAGCCCUGAAGGUGCUGGAAGAAACCUGCAAUCGUCUCUCGCUGCAUAUGAUUCUGGAUGUGGGCGAUAUUCAGUUUUUGGCCAAUUCGCAUAUUUUGCAUGCCCGCACGUCGUAUACGGAUCAUGCCCCGCCUACUCCCAGACGUCAUCUUAUGCGGCUGUGGUUGGCGACGCCCGAGAGUGAGGGUGGUUGGAAGUUGCCGUUUUGGGAUAGUAAUGAGAAGAAGAGGGGGUGGUAUUCAGGUGGAUGA
This is a messenger RNA of Penicillium cataractarum, 1161 nucleotides long. RefSeq names its product TauD/TfdA family dioxygenase. The record is from RefSeq and is a predicted model, not a curated record. Bases 1 to 1161 code for a protein of 386 amino acids. Lineage: Eukaryota; Fungi; Ascomycota; Eurotiomycetes; Eurotiales; Aspergillaceae. The transcript is spliced from 3 exons. Gene Ontology annotation, molecular function: oxidoreductase activity.